AUCGCUCGACCGUGACGUAGGAUAGGGGAUCACGUGAUAAGGACGGUUAUUCUGCCUUGCUUUGGUCGGGGUAUUCGGGAACCGUUCGGUCGUUAUUUUCGUGUUUUUUUCUGUGUUUGGAGCCCGAUUAGUUCACGCGUGGAUCGGCUUCGGCAGCCGUCGUGCUCAGGAAGCAAUGGUGAAGUACUGUUCGGUGCCGCAAUGCCGCAGUUACGCGACCGACCCGAACGUCAGCUUUCACAUCUACCCCAAGGAGAAGCAGCUGCGCACGGAGUGGCUUGUGAAGUUAAGAAUGGGCAAAUUAAACUCCAAGAGCUCGACAGUGUGCAGCAAGCACUUUAGAGAUGAAGACUUCGUGUAUGCGGUUGGAGCGAAGAUGUUUGGCUGGAAAAAAAGGACACUCGCCCCAGGAACCGUGCCGUCCCAGAAUCUGCCUUUACGGCCACUGGACAAGCCCCCGAAGCUGCGACAGCCCCUGAAGCCGCGGGCAGGUGUGGACACAUGCAAGCCUCGCCCCAAGGAUGACCUGCCAGCAGCAGUUACAUUGGCAGGGCUGAACUCCGAAGAAGCCAGCACCAGUGAGGGUUUGAUUGAGCAGGAACUACCCAACCAGGAUGCCGAUGCUGCAGAUCCCAUUGGUCUUCAGGCUGAACUUCACACCUUGAAGAAAGAUGUCGGAAGUCAAGCGGACACACUACAGCUUGAGAAAGAUCAAGUGCUCGGGAUAGCACGGGUUAAGAAUGAACCGGCCCUCGUAUCACUGACAUGCAUACCCUGUUUGUAG
Messenger RNA from Ixodes scapularis (black-legged tick), 784 nucleotides. RefSeq lists its product as uncharacterized. The record is from RefSeq and is a predicted model, not a curated record. The transcript has 4 exons. Lineage: Eukaryota; Metazoa; Arthropoda; Arachnida; Ixodida; Ixodidae. Gene Ontology annotation, molecular function: sequence-specific DNA binding. The coding region runs from base 176 to 784 and encodes 202 amino acids.